Arabidopsis thaliana (thale cress) is the source of this 2083-nucleotide messenger RNA. Its product is annotated as UPSTREAM OF FLC protein (DUF966). Gene Ontology annotation, cellular component: plasma membrane. The record is from RefSeq and is marked reviewed. The transcript is spliced from 4 exons. Bases 305 to 1465 code for a protein of 386 amino acids. NCBI's taxonomy places the organism in Eukaryota, Viridiplantae, Streptophyta, Magnoliopsida, Brassicales, Brassicaceae. Gene Ontology annotation, biological process: regulation of cell division; regulation of root morphogenesis; specification of plant organ axis polarity.
CCGAUACAUGUUUAUAUCAGAAAAGCCAGAAGAGAGAGAGAUUGAGAGCAAAGUUUCAUUUGUUGUGUAGCCCUUUGUCUCUCGCAUCCUCAUUUUUCAAAAUCUCACUCUCUCUUUCCUCUCUGCUUUCAUUUGCUUUCUAUAAAUCCAAACUCUUAAACAAAAGAUUUUGUCUUUCCAUCAACAUCAACUCCCUCAUAAACUCCCACAAAGACUCUCACUUUAAAACUCCUUCACUACUUCGUGUUCUUCGUCUCUUUUUCUUUUUUUCUUUCACUUUUCCAUAAGCAAAGAAACAAAAAGGAUGAGUUCAAGAGUGUUCAGAGCAACACCAGAUAACAACUAUUUGGUCCCCAGGAGAUCCAAAGACCAACAAGACACCAGUCCCGACCGUAACCGAAUCUGGUCUGAGCCUCGUCUUAAACCCGUCGUUAACCGGAAAGUCCCAGUCGUCUAUUAUCUCUGCCGGAAUGGUCAGCUUGACCAUCCUCAUUUCAUCGAAGUCACUCUCUCUUCCCACGAUGGUCUUUAUCUCAAAGAUGUGAUAAACCGCUUGAAUGAUCUAAGAGGGAAAGGCAUGGCAAGUCUCUACUCUUGGUCUUCGAAACGGAGCUACAAAAAUGGAUUUGUCUGGCACGAUUUAUCGGAGGACGAUUUCAUCUUCCCUGUUCAAGGUCAAGAAUAUGUUCUCAAAGGCUCUGAGGUUCUUGAUUCUUGUCUUAUCUCAAACCCAAGAAGCCUCCUCGAAACGUCGUCGUUUAGAGACCCAAGAUCUUUAAAUCCAGAUAAAAACUCCGGCGAUGAUAUCCCGGCGGUGAUAAAUCGACGGAGGAACCAGUCUUGGAGCUCUAUCGAUCUCAGCGAGUACAAAGUGUACAAAGCAACCGAGUCAAGCGCCGAGUCAACUCAAAGACUCGCUGCGGACGCUUCUACUCAGACUGACGAUAGACGACGGAGGAGAAGACCGGCGAAAGAGGAAAUAGAAGAGGUGAAAAGUCCGGCGAGUUAUGAGAAUCAGAGUACAGAGCUGAGCAGAGACGAGAUAUCUCCUCCACCGUCGGAUUCAAGUCCCGAGACAUUAGAGAAUCUGAUCAAAGCCGAUGGACGGCUGAUAUUGCGUCCUAGCGAAAGCAGCACCGAUCAUCGGACGGUCGAGAGUUUAUCCAGCGGAAGAAUGAGAGCUUCGGCUGUGUUAAUGCAGCUGAUAUCGUGUGGUACGAUGUCGUUUAAAGAAUGUGGGCCUGUUUUGUUGAAAGAUCAAGGGCUGGCGUUGAACGGGCGUAGCGGGUGUACGAUAACGCGAGGAGCAGAGGAUAAUGGUGAGGAGAGGGUAGAUAAGGAAUUAAAGAGUUUUGGAAGGGUACAAUUGGAAGAUAAGGAGUAUUUUAGCGGCAGUUUGAUUGAGACCAAGAAGGAGCUUGUUCCUGCUUUGAAAAGAUCUUCUUCUUACAAUGCUGACAGGUAAAAAAAUAAAACAUCAAGCAGUUCGAUUUCUCUUUAGAUGAAACGGCACGUAGUUCUAUUUUAACUUUUAUGAAUUUACCCGUACAUUGGCAAUUAUUGGUUAUGGUGUGUUGAACUGUUGAUUGAAAGAGCUGAAAAUGGUGUUCAAGAAUGGGACCAACGACGGAGAAGGAUGAGGAAGAAGCGGUUCGAGCUAAGUGCAUUCCGAGAAAACCAAAGCCGGUGGCUAAAAGGAACAAUGGUGGGCAGCAGUAACAAAAACGGCACGAUGAGUCUAACAAGCUUAUUUUGGGUUUAAGUAGAAGAGAAAAGUAGAAUAGGGAAUGAUGAGUUUGUAAAGCAUUGUGAAUUGUGUAGGUAAACUAUAACAAUUCCUUUGCAUGCUAAAAAAAUUAAGAGUUAACAUGAUGGGUGAAUAUAUAAUAUAUAAUGUUGUAGUCUGAGCCUAGGUGUCUUUUGAGGUUAAUUUCAAUCUGGUUUUCUUUUAUAACCCCAAUAUUACUUUAUCGUAGUGAUUGGGAACCUAAAUUACAAAUUUCAGUUAGUUUUGACCAUUUUUCAUACUUUUGGGGUUUCAUUGAUAGCUCCUUUCAGUUUAGAGUAAAAUAUCAAAUGAUCA